UCCCUGUUAUCUCUGCUGUAAAAAAAGGUUGUGAAAAAUUAGAGUUACGUAUAACGAUGUAGUUUCCAUUAUUCUGUAAUGAAAACUCUCAAAAAUAUUAAAUAUACUUAAACAAUUAUUCGAAUUAACAACGAUAUGACAAUAUUGGAAAAGGUUAAUUUAUAAUAUCAGUAUUAAAAUAUUGAAUAGUGUCAUUAUUUUUAAAAAUGUUCAAGCGAAACAGGUUGAAACAUAAAAUGAUUUGCAUUGGUAUUAUUAUAUUUGCCUCUAUACUUUAUAAUGAAUUUCUUGUAUAUGAAAUACAAAAAUUCAAAUGGGCAUUAAGAGACUGUAAAGACUGUGUUAAAGUACUUCUUGUAGCAGAUCCACAAAUAUUAGGAGAGAAAAAUGAGGAUUAUACAGGUUCAUGGCUAGCAAGAUGGGAUAGCGAUAGGUACUUAGAGAAAACCUUUUCAAGAGCUUUAAGGUAUUCUCAACCACAUGUUAUAGCAUUUCUUGGAGAUCUCAUGGAUGAAGGACAUAUUGCUAAUGCAGAAAAAUUUAAUAAAUAUAAAAAGAGGUUGGAUUCUAUAUUUCAAACUCCUGACAAUAUCAUGAAAAUCUAUUUACCUGGUGAUAAUGAUAUUGGAGGAGAAGAAGAUAAAGUUUCCACAAAUAUUCAAAACAGAUUUCAUUAUGCAUAUAGUCAGCCUGAUGUAUUAGUUUAUAAACGUGUUACAUUUUUUAAGAUAAAUAGAUUGACUCAUUUUAUGCCAGAAGCUCCUAAAGAUGCAUUUCUUAAUGAUUAUACAGAAAGAAAUACAACUAAUGUUAUACUGAGUCAUAUACCAUUAUUAUUUAUGCCAGGAAGUUUUGUACAAAAUGUUAUCAAAGAAUUAUCACCACAAAUUAUUUUUACUGCACAUGAACAUAAAGCAUUACAUAUUAGUUUGGAUACAGCCACAGAUCAGUUAAGCGAAGUUUGGAUUCUUCCACCUCAUGAAACACCUUUAUAUCAAUUAAGAAUGGAUGUAGGUGAUAUCCAUGAAGUUCAAAUACCAACAUGUUCUUACAGAAUGGGCGUUCGGAAUAUGGGUUAUGGAAUUGCAUAUAUUGAUACUCAAGAAAAAAUAGUUGAAUUUACAAUUCUAUGGUUACCGAAUAGGUUCUUGCAGCUGAAGAUUUAUAUUUUUAUUAUAAUAUUAGUGAUUUUGUUAUUAUUAUGUUCUUGCAUAUGUACCUGUUGCUCCAAAACUUAUACAACAUACAAUCGUAUACCCACCAUUUCACAGUACAGUAAAUCUUAAAAGAUGUUGGUACUUAAGAAUUUAAUUAAUAUUUAUUUAGAGUGACAGUAAUCCGUCCAAGUAAUGUGAUUGUUCUAUUAUUCAUUGAAUAUUUUAAACAAAAUUUCAUGGAAAUUAAAAAUAUUAAUAUUUCAUUUUAUUCUAAUAGUCCAUGAUGGAAAUUUUAAUUUUAUUUAAUGUAUCUAUCAAAGGUUUCCCAAAGUUCCUUUAUUAUAUAAUAUAAAUAUACAUACGUGCCUAUAUCAGUGUUAUGCACGUCCAGUAUUAUGUCUUGUGUAACACGAGUACAUAGCUUACACAAUGCUAAGAAAAUUAUAUCAAUUAAUAUUUUUCUUAUAUAAACAAUUUAAAAAGUGUGUAUAAAAGUACUGUAUAUAAAAUUAUAUUUAAAUAUUCAAUAAAAAUUAAAUAAUCAUACACACACACACACAUACACAUAUACUAUAUAUAAAGGCGUGCAUACACGUAAAUUUCAAGAAAUAACAUAAGAAAUCUUAAUUGUGAUCUCUUAUUUACAGCAAGGUUAUUAUUUAAACAAUAACGAAUCUGUUUAUUUUUGCGAUUUAAUGAAGUUAUAAUAAUCCUAUGUCUAUGCUAUGUACAUAUACACGAUUAUCUUUCUCUUUCUCCCUUUCAUUCUCUCUCUCUCUCUCUCUCUCUCUCUCUCUCUUUCUCUCAUUAUUUAUAAUUUAUAAUUAGAAAAUGUUAAAUAAAUAUGUAUGUUGACUUUCAAUGCGAGCUGUUUAAUUAUUUUUUUCAUUUGUAAAAUAAACAUGUUUCAUUUAUUAUAUUUUUCUAUUAACAUUUAUUAAAUUUUUAUUUUUAUUUCUUAUAUUUAUUGUACUCAUUCUUUUACAAAUGAAUUCUCUGAUUAUAGAUAUUUAACAUAGAGAAGUUUAAUGUAUAUAUAGAUUACAUUAGGUUAUAUGCGCCCGCGCGUAAUAAGUGCACACAUAUAUAUAUAUGUAUGUUUGUAUAAAAACAUUUGACGUAAUAAUGGAGCCGGCUGUUGAAUUUGUAUAUUAUUUUUUCAAAAUUAAUUAGUUAUAAAUAUAGUAAUACAUUUUACAAGUAAUUAAUGUACUUCAAUAACGUGUAAAAUUUCUAUAAAUAAGAUGGGCAAAAGAAAAGCACCUGAUAAUGCAGGGAACCCUAACCAGGAUUUAUGUGAUUUUCUAAUGGGUAUUUUGAUGAUUUUGAGAAAAAAAUACCUAGGACAGAAAUAACUGAAAUUGAACAAAUGUUAAAGAAAUAUAUUUAUGAAUUGAAUAAAGAAUAUAUUAUUACUGUAUGUGGAAGUUACAGACGUGGUAAAGAAACAAGUGGAG
This is a messenger RNA of Vespula vulgaris, 2614 nucleotides long. RefSeq names its product DNA polymerase beta. NCBI's taxonomy places the organism in Eukaryota, Metazoa, Arthropoda, Insecta, Hymenoptera, Vespidae. The transcript is spliced from 8 exons. The record is from RefSeq and is a predicted model, not a curated record. Gene Ontology annotation, molecular function: DNA-directed DNA polymerase activity; DNA binding; hydrolase activity. The coding region runs from base 207 to 1286 and encodes 359 amino acids. Gene Ontology annotation, biological process: double-strand break repair via nonhomologous end joining; GPI anchor biosynthetic process. Gene Ontology annotation, cellular component: endoplasmic reticulum; nucleus.